Messenger RNA from Archocentrus centrarchus (flier cichlid), 3493 nucleotides. It is a transcript of the gene erap2, whose product is annotated as endoplasmic reticulum aminopeptidase 2. Gene Ontology annotation, cellular component: cytoplasm; membrane. NCBI's taxonomy places the organism in Eukaryota, Metazoa, Chordata, Actinopteri, Cichliformes, Cichlidae. The transcript has 21 exons. Bases 248 to 3082 code for a protein of 944 amino acids. The record is from RefSeq and is a predicted model, not a curated record. Gene Ontology annotation, biological process: peptide catabolic process; proteolysis. Gene Ontology annotation, molecular function: metalloaminopeptidase activity; peptide binding; zinc ion binding.
GUGAAACUUAAAGCAGGGCCUUCAGGAAGCAUGAGGAAGCUAAAAUGACUGAGGUUUAAGAAAAGAAGUCCUGAGAACUGUUCAUGUCUUUGCUUCUGCUUCUCCACCCUCCAACACCGACACCAGCUGGCUCUUAUUUCUUCCCUGUGUUCAGGAUAUGACAAAGUGAUAUCAACACGACCCGACAGCCCGUCACACCAGAGGUUGGCAUCUUUUUAGUCGGUUGUGGAAAGUCAUUUCUUCUGCAAUGGUCUCUGCGAGGCUGUUGGUGCUGUUUCUUUUCAGUGUGUUACUGGUUGGGUCUCAGCCCACCCAGAGUUCACAGCGGGUUUCAAACCCCCCUCAUCCUGCAGGGGAACCAUCUGUCGGCACUGAUAACCUAUCCUUCCCCUGGAGUCGUCUUCGCCUACCAAAGUACAUCAUUCCUCUUCACUAUCACCUCCUCCUGCACCCCAACCUCACAAGUCUAAGUUUCACUGGUUCAGUGCAGAUUCAGAUUGAUGUCCAGAACAAUACAAACUGGGUUGUAUUACACAGCAAGGGUCUUCAGAUCUCCAAAGCCACCAUAUUAGACCAGAACCUCACGCAUCUGUCUGAACAGGUCCUUCCAGUUCUUCAUAACCCUUCCCAUGAGCAGAUUGGCAUUUUCUCUCCCAGAGUGCUCAGCAGUGGGCAGAAGUAUUUCCUAUAUAUUGAGUUUGGAGCAGACCUUGUGGAAGGUUUCUAUGGCUUCUAUAAGAGCACCUACAGAACUAGUGCAGGAGAGACCAGAACCUUGGCUUCAACUCACUUUGAGCCCACAAGUGCUCGAAUGGCAUUCCCCUGUUUUGAUGAGCCAAGCUUUAAAGCCAAUUUCACUGUAUGGAUUAGGAGAAGUCCCGAGUAUAUUUCUCUGUCCAACAUGCCUGUAGUUAAAACAGUUGAAGUAAAUGACGGGUUGCUUGAGGAUCAAUUUGCUCCAAGUGUAAAGAUGAGUACUUACCUCCUGGCAUUUGUCAUCUGUGACUUUAAGUCUGUCACUGGAACUACAUCCUCUGGGGUGCAGGUUUCCAUCUAUGCAGCCCCUGAGAAGUGGCAGCAAACCCACUAUGCCCUGGAGGUUGCUAUUAAAAUGCUAGACUUUUAUGAGGAGUAUUUCAACAUUCGCUAUCCUUUACCCAAACAAGAUCUGAUAGCCAUUCCAGACUUCCAGUCCGGUGCUAUGGAGAACUGGGGUCUGACCACCUACAGAGAGACCAGCCUUCUCUACGACCCCCUCACAUCCUCUGUUUCUGAUAAACUCUGGGUAACAAUGGUCAUUGGCCAUGAGCUUGCCCAUCAGUGGUUUGGCAACCUGGUGACCAUGGAGUGGUGGAAUGACAUCUGGCUGAAUGAAGGAUUUGCCAGAUACAUGGAGUACAUUUCAGUGGAGGCCACCUACCCUGACCUCAAAGUGGAGGAAUAUCUGCUGCACACCUGCUUUGCAGCAGUUGGUCAUGAUUCGUUGAACUCCUCUCGGCCAAUAUCCAGCCCAGCUGAGAACCCCACUCAAAUCAAAGAGAUGUUUGACACAGUCUCAUAUGAUAAAGGUGCUUGUGUCCUGCACAUGCUGCGGCACUUUCUGACAGAUGACGUGUUUCAGAGAGGGAUCGUGCGAUACCUCCGCAAGUACAGCUACAAAAAUGCACACAAUCAGGAUCUGUGGGACAGUCUAUCCAAUACAUGCUCAGAGGAGGACUUCAUGUCAGGGAAACACUGUUACAGCAGUAGCCAGGCCACCAAGAAUGCAUACCUGUUUGCUGGGGAACAUCUGAACCUAACAGCCAUGAUGAACACUUGGACGUUGCAGAAAGGUAUUCCUCUGGUAACUGUGACAAGGAAGGGGCCUCGUCUGCUGCUUAGACAGGACAGAUUCCUGAGGACAGUGCUGCCUUCGGACCCUCUGUGGUCCACCGUGCAGCAGGGUUUCCUUUGGCAUAUUCCUCUGACAUACAAGACAGAUGCUUCCAGCACCAUCCACAGACACCUGAUGACAUCACCCACAGACAGCAUACACAUAGGAGAGGAAGCCAACUGGGUGAAGUUAAACUCCGACAUGACCGGCUAUUACGUGGUUCAUUAUGAGGAUGGUGGGUGGGAACUGAUGACUAAACUGCUGAGGGAAAACCACACUGCUCUGAGUUACCAAGACAGGACUCACUUGAUACACAAUGCCUUUCAACUAGUCACGGCAGGUCAUCUGCCGCUCAAUAAAGCCUUAGACUUAAUCGGUUAUCUGCUACUGGAAACACACACAGUGCCGCUCCUCCAAGGACUGGGAUACCUAGAAGCUUUUUACCAUCUGAUUGAGAAAAGGGAUGAGGCUGAUUUAACACACAACCUGGGGGCGUACAUCCUGCGAUUUCUCCGUGCCGUCAUUGACCAGCAGACCUGGAGUGACAGCGGCACUGUGUCAGAGCGACGGCUUAGGACAGAGGUCCUGUCACUGGCUUGUCACCUGGAUGACCCUCCCUGUGUGAAGCGGGCACAUCAGCACUUCAGCGACUGGCUCCAGUCCAACGGAACACUCAACCUGCCUACUGAUGUGGCAGAGACUGUGUAUUCGGUUGGAGCUCAGGAUGACCACGGCUGGGCCUCGCUCUUACACACGUACAAAAUUUCCCUCUCUGAGGCACAAAAACACAAGAUCCUGUUUGCUUUGACCAGCAGCAAAGACACCAACAAACUGGAAGGCCUGCUGGAGCUGGGUCUGGAGGGGAAGGUGAUUCGAUCUCAGGACCUGUCUACCCUAAUACUGAUGGUUGCCAGAAAUCCACGAGGACAUUACCUUGCAUGGAACUUUGUGAAAAAGAACUGGGACACACUGGUUCAAAAGUUCCAGCUGGGCUCAUUUUGUAUUAGAAACAUCAUCAUUGGCACCACAAGCCGCUUUUCUUCUCCAGAGGAACUGACUGAUGUGCAGUUAUUCUUUGAGUCAAUCAAAGAGCAGGCUUCUCAACUGAGAGCUACUCAGAUUGCCCUGGACAAUGUGCAGAAAAAUGUCCGCUGGAUUCAGAGGAACCUGGAGACGCUGAGGAAAUGGCUGAAUGAGCAGAUGCAAUGAAAGACAGCAGGGACAAAGGGGGUGGAUUUCCACAGAGGGACUAUUUGUUUUUUAAUUUGUUUUUUAUUCUGAAAUUUAAAUACUUGACAUCAUUGAAGGGUUGACAGACUUGUAAAUACAAAAAAAAAAAAAAAAAAUGUACAUUUUCAGGGGAUUCAUUAAUUAAAACAAGGAGGAAAAAUUACUGGCAGCUAAGUGGUGGUGGUGUGUAUAAGAAUCAGUUUUGUGUUGUGUUUAGUGUGUGUGAAACAGAGAGAUCCAUUCCAAACAGGCGCACAAACACUGUGUAAAUGAACUCUUUGCUAUCGGGGUGGAGCCAAGGGGUGGUCAGGGGUACCAUGUACUAAAGUCUGGCCAUUCACAGCAACCAGUGAUGAAGUCAUUAGGGAGCUACACGUGUACUCAGAAUUC